Messenger RNA from Miscanthus lutarioriparius, 732 nucleotides. The record is from the annotation of a GenBank genome assembly. NCBI's taxonomy places the organism in Eukaryota, Viridiplantae, Streptophyta, Magnoliopsida, Poales, Poaceae.
AUGGCGGCUGCGGCGGCGCAGAGGCUCCUCGCGGCGAUCACGAAGAUCAUCGGCGUUGGGCGCAACUACAUCGCCCACGCCAAGGAGCUCGGCAACCCGGUCCCCAAGCCCGUCCUGUUCCUGAAGCCGACCUCGUCGUUCCUCCACGCUGGCGUGGCCACCGCCGCCGUCGAGAUCCCGGAGCCGCUCGAGUCGCUACACCACGAGGUCGAGCUCGCCGUCGUUAUCUCCCGGCGCGGGCGCGACGUUCCUGAGGCGUCCGCCAUGGACUUCGUCGGAGGUUAUGCACUUGCUUUGGACAUGACAGCAAGGGACCUUCAAUCUGUUGCUAAGUCUGCUGGCCUUCCAUGGACUUUGGCUAAAGGACAAGACACCUUCACUCCAAUUAGUGCAGUAGUAGAUGAUGAACUAAGACAGAAAGGAUCCACAAGGGACAUGAUAUUCAAGAUUCCUUUUCUGAUCAGCUAUAUCAGUUCCAUCAUGGCAUUAAUGGAGGGUGAUGUGAUACUAACAGGUACUCCUGAGGGUGUGGGUCCUGUCCGAGUAGGUCAGAAGAUCAAAGCUGGCUUAAUCGGUCAUUUUUUCCAUGAUGAUGCAAUAAGCAAGAAAGUAAUGGGAUGUUCAUGGAAUAGCGAAGUGCGAGGACAAGGCAUUGGCGGCAACAAUGAUCUUUCUGGCAGUGGUCACGAGCAGCAUCGCCAUUGCCUCAAACAUCAUGAGCUCCAUCAGUGA